Messenger RNA from Saprolegnia diclina VS20, 729 nucleotides. RefSeq lists its product as hypothetical. The coding region runs from base 1 to 729 and encodes 242 amino acids. Lineage: Eukaryota; Oomycota; Saprolegniomycetes; Saprolegniales; Saprolegniaceae. The transcript is spliced from 2 exons. The record is from RefSeq and is a predicted model, not a curated record.
AUGAGCAACAAGCGCCAAGCUGCGGCCUUGUCGACGGUGCUGGACCUCGACCACGUCCUUGUGGUCAUCGUCCAGUGUGUCCCUGCUGCCGAGGACGUGAAAGCCCUCCUCGCUGUGCUCCCGGCGUCGGCUCGCAGCAUCGCGCUGGCCGCGCGUCAUGAGCUCCUACAAGCCGCGCAACAUCACGUUCUGCCAACGGAGCCAAAGCCUCUGGGUGCGCUCUGGCCUCUGCUUCGCCUCGAUGUGAUCACAUCUGCAGCCACCGGUCUGCUUGCUGCUCGACUAAGUGAUCUCGACGCCGUCGAGUGGCUUCGUCUGUGGAGCGCCAAGAUCACACACUACAAGCAAGUUGAAAACGACGCGCUCUUUAACUAUCCGGACCUCUGCGACGUUCUGCGUGAGUGUACGAACCUCGUCGCUGUCGACGUCAGAGAGGCGACCGAAGCCGAAGAGAUCAUGGAGGCUGUCACGACGCCGGCGCACCGCGUCCGCUCGAUCAGCGUCGAUUGCUAUAUCUUCGAGUUCGACUUCGCGACUCUGGACCGUUGGUUAUCGUCGGGCCACGCAGAGCACUUGGCCUUUUCGUUCUUUGCGACCGAAGAUGAGGUGAACCCAGCGUUUGUUCCGAUGCUUCUCAAGACCACGGCACUCUCGAGUCUCGAGCUUGUCUCCCUUGGCUCGGGCUCCUUGCGCCGCUCCUUGCCGUCGCGCCCUCAUUCUCUCGUUUGA